Molecule: messenger RNA, 2026 nt
Organism: Platichthys flesus (European flounder)
Lineage: Eukaryota; Metazoa; Chordata; Actinopteri; Pleuronectiformes; Pleuronectidae
Gene: gabarapl2
Product: GABA(A) receptor-associated protein like 2
Exons: 4
Coding region: 149-526 (125 amino acids)
Biological process (GO): cellular response to nitrogen starvation; autophagy of mitochondrion; macroautophagy
Cellular component (GO): autophagosome membrane; autophagosome; cytosol
Molecular function (GO): ubiquitin protein ligase binding
Source: RefSeq, a predicted model, not a curated record
CUCUUCCGGCCGGACGCACAGCUGAUGCGUGACGUUUUGUUUUGGUCGCUCUUCUCCGGACGUUAGAAACCGACGGUUCCCGCAGAUCUCCGGCCUCCCCCCGCAUCUCCGACUCCUCAUCACGCGUCAGUGCGGGGCCGCAGCAAACAUGAAAUGGAUGUUUAAAGAGGAUCACUCCCUCGAGCACCGAUGUGUGGAGUCGGCCAAAAUACGCAGCAAAUAUCCCGACAGAGUACCGGUGAUAGUGGAGAAGGUGUCCGGCUCUCAGAUCGUGGACAUCGAUAAGAGGAAGUACCUGGUGCCCUCUGACAUCACAGUGGCCCAGUUCAUGUGGAUCAUCAGGAAACGCAUCCAGCUGCCUUCAGAGAAAGCCAUCUUCCUCUUCGUCGACAAAACCGUGCCCCAGUCCAGUCUGACUAUGGGCCAGCUCUAUGACAAGGAAAAGGACGAGGACGGUUUCCUGUACGUGGCCUACAGCGGAGAGAACACCUUUGGUUACAACGCCUUUCACACAACACGUGGUUAAUGCUCAUCUGAACACCAGUCUCACACACACACACACACACACACACACAGUAACACACACAGCUGGGCCCUACGCAGGUCUAUACAAGUGUCAUGUAAAUAACGCAUGUACACUAUCGGCAAUCUGCAUUUAUGGAAAAUGUUUUGAUACCACACACACACACACACACACACACACACACACAAUAUGAUGACCUGCAACAUGACUCUACAACAUGUCAUUUUUUGGAAAGCCCAGAUCAAUUAAUAUUUUAACUGUUUAAAGGAGAGAAACAUCUUUAACACUGCCAUGACAUCCAAUAAGAAUAACCACCACACAUACUGAGCACAUCACUCCUCAUUAGUUUAUUAACGUCAUCAGUGUCUCAAAUAAAAGAACACGCACACGCAUCAUCACACAGGACACGAUGUGGAGAGAAAUCCUGUGAUCAUAUAUUCAAUCAGUCAUUAAUCUCAUUAUGGAUGUAUUUAUAUGUCAUGUAUAAAGACUAAGAUAUGUAAUUUAACUCAACACGUCCACUCCAGGGACUAUAAGCAUGUGACAGGGGGCGGAGCAGGCUGCUGGCGUGCUGAAUGAGGGGGCGGGGCUGUAAAGUGGCGAGGAGGCAGCGGGUGUAGAGCGUGUGUUCCUCUCAGGGUGUUGCUAACAUUAGACUCCACCCAGGAUUCAGACCUGUGACGCCAACAUGUUCCUGAGUGAACCGCUAAUGAACUCCCAACACAAGGUUAUUUUUAAGUUGAUUUAAAUUUGAUGCAUGUUCUGUAUUUAACCUUCAGCAGUUUUCUGUUGCUGCCUUGAUGGAGUUAAAGGUCAAAGUUCAUGUGAAAGGCAACUGGGAAACCCAUCAGUGGUCCAGUGACUCACUAUGUUGCACUGGAAGAGAACCAGAACAACUGUUUACACCCCACUGAGACACAAACACGAGGCAGCUGCGUGUUUCCUGAGCUGUGACACACACACACACACACACACACACAUCCAACAGGUGCAUGACAACAACAUCACAAGCUUCGUUAUCCUGAGGUUUUUACCAGAUACACAACGUUCAACUCUGUCGCUGCAAAUUUUAGAGUUGAACAAGUUUGUGAAUAAAAUCACCGGAGGCAGAUUUAUCCUGUGCAGAGUUUGAAUCCCAUGGAAAACAAAAGCCACGUCCAGUAUUCCCAGUAAAGUGCUGCUCGGGUCAAUGGCCUGAAACCAGAAACCAUCUUCUCUCUCUCUCUCUCUGGAUGAAUCUGUCGCUGACGUUCUGACCACAGCUGAAGCUUCUGGUUCUGAAUCAGAGCGACUCACCUGCUGGUCCACAAGGCUGCCUCCAGAUGCUCUGUACAAGUGCAAUAUAAUGAUGAUGGAAUGCUAUGAUAUGGAGGAUUGUUUUAUUUCAUCUGUGUUGUAUGAUCGUUAAAUAUAUUUAAAAAUGAAACGUAGCAGAGUUUUAGAUAUUUGAAAAAGGUGAGGCAGCUGGAAGACCUGACCAAUAAAAGUCAAUCCAAAAUGAAA